This is a messenger RNA of Laccaria bicolor S238N-H82, 180 nucleotides long. RefSeq lists its product as uncharacterized. The transcript is spliced from 3 exons. Bases 1 to 180 code for a protein of 59 amino acids. The record is from RefSeq and is a predicted model, not a curated record. NCBI's taxonomy places the organism in Eukaryota, Fungi, Basidiomycota, Agaricomycetes, Agaricales, Hydnangiaceae.
AUGGGAUCGCGUCCUGGUUCCAGUUGGUUGUUACAUACCACUGCUAGUCGCGAUGUCAAUUCCGUAGAACACGACACCCAUGGCCUACGACGCAAGGCGUUCGGACGGCAACUCAAACGCGUCAUUAGACUGUGGAACCCACUGGUGAUACGUACCCAUGAGGCAGAGGCCGACACGUAG